AUGCGACCUGCGAAGGGUGAAGCACUUGAUGCAUUGCUAGACAGUAUCGAUAUACCGAAGGGAUGGACAGGCCUUACGGAUCCUUCUACGGGUAAACCUCUCAACUUGACUCAAGAGGAAUUGGAGGUUUUGCGCAGGAUACAAACAAAUGAGGCUCCUGAAGAUGGCUACGACCCAUAUCCUGAUUAUGUUCCAUAUUUCAGCGGUAUCGAGGAGAUUAUGCCUUUGAGCUCAGCUCCUGAGCCCAAACGACGUUUCUUGCCAUCCAAACAUGAGGCCAAACGAGUUAUGAAGAUAGUCCGAGCCAUUCGAGAGGGUAGAAUCCUACCAUACCGACCACCUCAAGAACGCGAAGACGAGGAAGAGGAACGUCAUUACGAUAUAUGGCAGAACGAGGAGGCUCAACCAGAUCAUAUCAUGAAAAUCCCAGCUCCAAAACCACCUCCACCUGGUUAUGAUCUUAGUUACAAUCCACCUCCAGAGUAUCUCCCAUCUAAAGCAGAGAGAAAGGAAUGGGAGGCUACAGACCCUGAGGAUAGAGAAAAGGAAUACCUACCAACUGCAUAUGACUCUUUACGGAAAGUUCCGGGAUAUGACAAGUUUAUUAAUGAGAGGUUCGAACGUUCGCUUGAUCUGUAUUUGGCACCGCGAGUUCGUAAAAACAGGCUAAACAUCGAUCCUGCUUCCUUACUGCCAAAAUUGCCGAAGCCUGAGGAACUUAAACCUUUCCCAACCGUCACGCAGACACUGUUCCGCGGUCACGAAGGUAGAGUGCGAAGCUUGGCUAUCGAUCCUUCCGGAACAUGGUUGGCUAGCGGUGGUGAUGAUGGCACUGUCCGUGUUUGGGAACUUCUAACCGGAAAGCAACUUUGGAGCGCACAAAUAGGAGACGAGGAGGCCGUCAACGUUGUGAGAUGGCGCCCAGCAAAAGAUGGCAUCAUACUUUCAGCUGCAGCUGGGGAGGAAAUAUUCCUUAUGGUACCCACCAUAAUUGAUCCUGUUGCUGAAAGCAAUAGCCGAGAGCUACUGGAUGCUGGGUUUGGUUAUGCAACAAGUGCCACUCAAGCACUCACAGCAAACGGGCAAAAGAAAGAGCCUGUUGCAACCUGGGCUCGUCCUAGCUCACGUCUACAAGAUGAAGGUGUAUUGAUCAAGAUCACGGUUAGAUCUACAGUUAAAGUCAUCACCUGGCACAGAAGAGGUGACUUCUUUUCUUCUGUAUCUCCUACCGCCCAAAAGUCGGCCGUCGCAAUUCACACACUUUCGAAACAUCUCACACAAAUCCCCUUCAGACGUCUUCCUGGUAUCGCACAAACUGCUCAGUUCCAUCCAUCUCGACCCAUUUUCUUUGUUGCCACUCAACGCACAAUCCGCAGUUACGAUUUACAAAAACAGGAAUUGGUCAAAAUCAUUCAACCCGGUGCUCGUUGGAUCUCCUCCUUUGAUAUUCAUCCCGGAGGCGAUAAUCUUAUUGUUGGUUCUUAUGAUCGUCGUCUCUUGUGGCACGAUCUCGACCUUUCUACUCGCCCAUACAAGACUAUGCGUUUCCAUAACAAAGCUAUUCGAGCUGUGAAAUACCACAAAGGUGGACUUCCAUUGUUCGCUGAUGCUAGUGAUGAUGGUAGUUUGCAAAUUUUCCACGGAAAGGUUGUCAGUGAUGCUAUGGAGAAUGCUACUAUCGUACCAGUGAAGGUUUUGAAGGGACACAAAGUCAAGAGUGCCUUGGGUGUUAUGGAUGUGGACUGGCAUCCAAAGGAACCAUGGCUUGUCAGUGCUGGUGCAGAUGGUACAUGUAGGUUGUGGACUUAA
This is a messenger RNA of Sclerotinia sclerotiorum 1980 UF-70, 1809 nucleotides long. RefSeq lists its product as hypothetical. Gene Ontology annotation, cellular component: preribosome, large subunit precursor; PeBoW complex. The transcript has 2 exons. Bases 1 to 1809 code for a protein of 602 amino acids. Lineage: Eukaryota; Fungi; Ascomycota; Leotiomycetes; Helotiales; Sclerotiniaceae. The record is from RefSeq and is a predicted model, not a curated record. Gene Ontology annotation, molecular function: protein binding; ribonucleoprotein complex binding. Gene Ontology annotation, biological process: maturation of LSU-rRNA from tricistronic rRNA transcript (SSU-rRNA, 5.8S rRNA, LSU-rRNA); ribosome biogenesis.